Molecule: messenger RNA, 1137 nt
Organism: Eimeria necatrix
Lineage: Eukaryota; Apicomplexa; Conoidasida; Eucoccidiorida; Eimeriidae
Product: protein kinase, putative
Exons: 4
Coding region: 1-1137 (378 amino acids)
Biological process (GO): mitotic cell cycle; regulation of cytokinesis; protein phosphorylation
Cellular component (GO): nucleus; cytoplasm; centrosome
Molecular function (GO): ATP binding; protein kinase activity
Source: RefSeq, a predicted model, not a curated record
AUGGAGCGGGAAAAGCGCGCGCUGAUAACUCGAGAGGUGCAGAUAAUGCGGAAGUUGCAGCAUGAGAACAUUGUCAAGUACGGGGGCAGCUUCAACGAAAGCCAGGCGCUGUACAUAGUCAUGCAGCACCUCAGUGGGGGCUCCCUCUACGGCCUCGUUCGCAGCAACCCCAAGGGCAAACUCUCAGAGGCCAGCGCCCGCAAGCUCUUUCUUGAUGUCGCGAGGGGCGUAGCCUACCUCCACUCCCAAAGCGUUGUCCACAGGGACUUGAAGCUAGAGAACAUGCUGCUGGAUGAUAGAGGGCGAGUGCGUCUGAUCGAUUUUGGAUUUGCAAGUUUGCUGAGGCCUGGGGUCAAGUGCCGUAUGGCAUGUGGGACUCCGUCGUAUAUGCCACCAGAAAUAUUGAAAAAGAAAGAAUAUGAGGGUCCCGCAGCUGAUAUGUGGUCUUUGGGGGUGGUGCUGUACGCCAUGCUACACGGCUGUUACCCCUUCAAAGGCCAGAAGCCCGAAGAGCUUUACGCAAACAUAGCAGCCGGGGAGUACGUGGUGUCUCAGUCCCUCAGCGCUGAAGUGAAGGCGCUGCUGCAGGGCCUCUUGUUUUUAAACCCUGAGGGCAGACUCAAGGCGGAGCAAGUGCUAUCCAGCCCCUGGCUAACGGCCCCCGCCGACUAUGGGGUGGGCAUAACCCCGUCUCACUCUCGCAGUGACAGCAGCAGCAGCAGAACACCAAAACAACACGGAGGCGAGGGACACCCGGACCCCAAGGCUCCUAACAGUACCACCAGGGCCUCGUCGCCCGCGGCGCAGCCCACAUCACAGGGUCCUUGUCCCCCUUCAGCUGCUGCAUGCUGUGCGCAGCCACAAACAAGUCCACUGGCCAACAAACAGAAGCCUCAGCAAGAUACGCUUCAGCCGCCCGACCACAAUAAGCAGCAGCAGCAGCCCCAGCAACAGACGAAGAACCGUCAACAGCACCAGCCGCCGUCACCGCAGCAACAGCAGCAGCAAGAGCAGCAGCAGCAAUGUGGCUCUCAGCAGCCCUUGCCCGAGCCUAAACCGCAUAGUCGCUUCCUCUCAAAGGUCUGUGAGAUAUUUGCGCCACCUGCGUCGCGGACGCAGCGGCCCCUGAAGCCUUAA